Gallus gallus (chicken) is the source of this 3245-nucleotide messenger RNA. RefSeq names its product cytochrome b5 reductase 1 (gene CYB5R1). Bases 30 to 935 code for a protein of 301 amino acids. Gene Ontology annotation, molecular function: FAD binding; oxidoreductase activity. The transcript is spliced from 9 exons. Gene Ontology annotation, cellular component: mitochondrion. The record is from RefSeq and is marked validated. NCBI's taxonomy places the organism in Eukaryota, Metazoa, Chordata, Aves, Galliformes, Phasianidae.
GGGGCCACCGCUCGGUCUGGAGGGCAGCGAUGGGGGCACAGCUCAGCACGCUGGGUUGGGUUGUGACAUACCCAUUAUGGCUCAUCUACAGCACCAUCCGGAGGCUUUUUGGGAGUCCCCGUCCUGCAAUCACUCUGAAGGAUCCUGAAGUGAAGUAUGCCUUGAGGCUGAUUGAUAAAGAGGAAGUAAGCCAUGACACGAGGAGAUUCCGGUUUGCUCUCCCUUCCGUGGAUCACGUUCUGGGUCUACCGAUAGGACAGCAUAUCUACCUGUCUGCGCGCAUCGAUGGGGCGCUGGUUGUUAGACCUUACACUCCGAUUUCCAGUGAUGAUGACAAGGGCUUCGUGGAUCUUGUCAUCAAGGUUUACAUGAAGGGCGUCCACCCGAAAUUUCCUGACGGAGGGAAGAUGUCUCAGUACUUAGACAACCUGAAAAUAGGGGAUACCAUUGACUUCAGAGGACCCAGUGGCCUGCUUGUCUACAAAGGAAAAGGCGAGUUUGCUAUUCGACCUGAGAAGAAAGCUGACCCGGUUACUAAGAAAGUGAAGUAUGUGGGGAUGAUCGCAGGUGGGACUGGGAUAACACCUAUGCUGCAGAUCAUUCGUGCAAUCAUGAAAGACAAGGAUGACGGCACGGUUUGCCAGCUGCUGUUUGCUAAUCAGACUGAGAAGGAUAUCCUGCAACGUUCAGAGCUGGAGGAGAUCCAGGUUCAGCACCCCAAUCGUUUUAAGUGUUGGUAUACACUGGAUAAAGCACCUGAAAAUUGGGAUUACAGCCAAGGAUUUGUGAACCAAGAUAUGAUCAGAGACCACCUGCCCCCCCCUCAGAGCGAUGUUCUGAUCCUCAUGUGUGGACCUCCUCCCAUGAUCCAGUAUGCCUGCAUUCCCAACCUGGACAAACUGGGCUAUGCCAAAGACAUGAGGUUCGCCUUCUAAUGAAGGCUGAUACUUCAGUGGUCUUGUGAGGAAGGGAAGGAAGAACAGUUAAUGGGGAACAAGACAAAGACGGCUGAUGCACAGUGCUGGGAAGCUACAUUUACAUUAAAAAUACUUCAUUUUUAUCUGAAUCUCUGGCAAGUUAGACACUUAAGCUUAACUAUAUCAUAACUGUACUGUACUCUACACAGAAACCUUCUGGCAGAGACGUAGCGAUGCGUCGUUCUCAGCUGUAUUGUACUUGCCACGUCUGUCCUGUAGAAAGAUUAUAUGCCAUCUCAAGGCAGGAAAGUACAGCUUCUUAGGGCAGCAAAUACUCAUUUACACUCUUCUUAGCACUGUAAUCAAAUGGCAGUAAUAUCCCACUUCCUAACACUGUGCAUACUCAGUAUUUUAUUUGGUGUGAAGUAUGAAAUAUAUCGAACGAGCUGGAUCAUUCACCCUGCUUAUAUCAAACUUUAAAGAGCUGUUACUGCGUGAGGGCCAGGAAUGUUCUCCUGGUAUGCAAUGCAUAAUCUUUGCACGGUCAGGAGCUUGUGGGUGAAGGAUGACAAUUAACCACGUAUGACUGAAGCUGUUUAAGUAAGUUGCCUUGUUAAUCAAAAUAGAGGGGUAGACAGCUGUAUAAAAUUGGUUUCCUGUGUAUUUUGGAGUAGCCUUUUAUAUGUGGAAACACUUUUUCCAGCUGCUCACAUCCCUGGGCAAUGAAAGAAACUCUGGACAGCAGGAGCUUUGCUCGCUGUCCUGGAAGUCUUUGCUUGUAUGUGUGCUGAAUACUGAAAAAAAUACUGACUUGAGUAUUUACUUUAAAAUAGCAGACGGUGCCACAGGAGUGGGAAAGUAAUUGUUCUGCAGGUUCUGUGCAGGGAAGAAGUGCUGGGUGAAAGCUGGACCUGGUUUUAGUUCCUUGUUUCCCAGAGCCAGGUUAGCCAGGCUGGGGCUCAUUGGGUGGCCCAGCUCGGCUCCGGGUGCUGGCAGAGGGGAUGCGCCCGCACACCUUACGCUGGCAGAGCUCCAAAGAAGUAAGGAUUGCAUGGGAACAGCCUUAAGCCACCCAACUGACAGCAGAUUCAAUGUAUCUCUGAAUCGAAACCUCUUUCUUACAUGCUGUUUCUUCUAGCUUCGGUUUGGUUUUUUUAAUCUAAUUUUUACAGCAGCCUUUCACCUAACCUUUAGUAAAGCUUCGUGCCUCCUGCGUGCCAUCCUUCCGCAUCCACACACACUGAGGUUGGGGCUGUCCUGCAAGGAGCCCAGGAGACAAAAAGUCAUGGUCUGCUGAUGAAAUCACAGUGAGGGAAGGGAUGGGGGGUGGUGGGUGAGGUCAUAGAAUCACUGAAGUUGGAAAAGACCUUCAUAAUCACCCAGUCCAACCAUCCACCUACCACCACUAUUCCCCCACUAAACCAUGGCCCUCAGUACCACACCUGAAGUCACGUGGAUGUGAGUUAGCCGCAGCAAUGGGUGUGCCAUAGUGUCGCUUUGUUAAAGAUCUGGGAGUGCUUGAGGCUAUAACUUGCCCUGCUUUCUUUUGUGCCCGCACAACAGCUGUGUACUGUGCACUUGAAAGGUGAAUCUUCAGCAUCAAGUAGAAGGAGGAAAGGAUACUGGAGUUAAUUUAAGGAACCCGCAGAGAAUAAUGCUAUGAAGUUCAUGUUAUUAAGCAGACACUUGCCUCUGAAACCUUGAAUAUUUGAUGUGCGUUUCUGAAACUCGUUUUAAUAUCGUGCUGCAGAGGUCAGGGCCUUUUUUUUUUGUGAGGCAAAAAGCAGAAACAGGAGAUGAAUCGCUGUGCUGCUGGCUUGCAUCACUGCGGAGCAAACAGGUUGUUUUUUCCUGGCUGUAUCUAAUGAAGUGUUCAUGUCAAAAAUAACUCGCUGGUAACGCAUCAACACUGUUGUAUAACUGACUCUGUUUUCACACAUCGCUGUAAGAAAUAAAUGAUCCUACAGGUGCCUCACCUGAGUGUUACCUAUCCUAUUGCCUUCCACUUCACGAGAGACAAACUGUAACUGCAGAGCACUUAAGAAUACUUCAACCCCCCCACAUCUGUUUGAUGUUUACCCGACUGUCUGUAGCAGAGGUCGUUGCAAACUGCUGAAUCAAGGAUUAAACUCCCACUGUUUUCUGUCAGUCACCGAAAUAUUCCUUCUGCCUUUACUUUGUACAUCUUCCUUGAGAACGCGAAGCUUUUAUUAAAAGGGAGAUUUUUAUAUGAUCUGACGAAAAAAAAAUGGUGCCCCGAUCCCUUUUGCUUGAUGGCCCUGUAUUGUGGCAUUUAAACAAGUAAUAAAAGCUUGGUUUUGCAUUGGU